UGUACUGUAACGACAUUCUGUAGAAUCUUGCAUGUUUCUUUCCUUUACCACCAUGUCUAAGAGAGCCCGCAGUUCGAGUCCUAUAGUAAUCGCCAAGAAAAGCAGAACAAAUUACGCUUUCAUACCUAAGAAAGUCGCCUCUAUUGGAGAUGCCAAUGCUGUUCAGGCCGACCCGCCUCUCCCAAGACUCUUGAGGGCGAAUAAAGAUGCUAUCGAGGACCCACCAAAGGGAAAUUGCAUUGUUUACUGGAUGAGAAUGAAUGACCUUAGAAUAAUUGACAACAGAGCUCUUGCGCAAGCAUCAGCUCGAGCAGUUUCAGAUAGUGUUCCUCUCAUCGUCUUAUUUGUACUUAGCCCUCAGGAUUACGUGGCGCAUGAUCGUAGUAAACGUAGGAUCGAUUUUACCCUUCGAAAUCUUCGUAUUAUCAAAUCCUCUCUAACCCUACUCGACAUACCACUUUAUACAAUAAUGCAUACCACAAGGCGUACCCUUCCUGAGCGAGUUCUUUCUAUUCUGCAGUCACUUCAAACCACUCAACUUUUCGCAAACAUUGAGUACGAACUUGAUGAACUUCGUCGUGACAUCAGGAUAUGCCAGCUUGCAAAAGAAUACAAGAUCAGACCAAAUUUUGUCCACGACAAGUGUAUCAUAGAGCCUGGAGUUUUAGAGACCAAGAAUGGCAAAGCAUAUACAGUCUAUUCGCCAUAUCAGCGCAAUUGGAUCGCGACUUUGAAUAGCAAUAUAUCUACUUACCUUGAUUCAUCUCCCAUACCUCAACGCAAUUCUAUCAUCGUUCGCCAGCAUCCAAUUUUUGGUCCACUUUUUGAAAUCGCUGUGCCCGACUUUGUGGAUGGAUUCAAACUUGAGGACAUAGACAAAGAGACAAUGCAGAAAGUAUGGCCAGCUGGAGCUGACGCUGCAAAAGAGGUUCUCUCUCGGUUUCUCCAUACCAAAUCUCGUGUCAGCCAGAUUGGUGCGGCAGAUCCUUUAGCAUCUGAAGCGGAGGUUUCAGAGAAACGGAGCCGAGUCAUCGCGUACAAAGAUGUGCGCGACAGGGCAGAUCGCGAUACAACCUCCAGGAUCAGUCCCUACCUUUCAGCAGGAGUCAUUUCUGCGAGAGAGUGCGUUAGGGCUUCCAUGGUCUUGCUAGACAUCACAAAAGUUGAAGCAGGAAGAACUACUGGAGUGGGGAAAUGGGUGCAAGAGAUCGCUUGGCGGGACUUUUACAACAAUGUUCUUGCGUCGUAUCCACGCGUAUCGAUGGGGCGUCCGUUCCAAGAGAAGAUGGCAGACGUCAAGUGGGAGGUGAAUGAGGAACACCUAAACGCCUGGAAACAGGGAAAGACUGGUAUCCCUAUUGUCGAUGCAGCUAUGAGGCAAGUGAAUACAAUGGGUUGGAUGCACAAUCGCAUGCGUAUGAUAGUUGCGAUGUUCCUUUCCAAAGACCUCAUGCUUGACUGGCGCUUAGGUGAACGGUACUUCAUGGAACAGCUUAUUGAUGGGGACCUCGCGUCUAACAAUGGUGGAUGGCAGUGGAGUGCCUCCACAGGCGUAGACCCAGCACCGUAUUUUCGCCUGUUCAAUCCUUACUCACAGAGUGUCAAGGCAGACCCUACUGGGGACUACAUAAGACAUUUCGUGGAAGAGCUGAAGAAUCUACGAGGGCCUGAAGUGCACAACCCUCCAGUAAAGAUAGCCGACAAGCUAGGAUACCCUAGGCCCAUCGUUCAGCAUCAAGAAGUUAGGGAGCGUGCAUUGAGAAGAUAUAAGACCCCGGGUCAGGAGUAAGCAAGCACUGUAGGUUGGAGAGAGUAUCACGCUAUAGGAGUUUCGGUUUGCAACUGGAUGUAUCGACCUGUUGAAGGGUCAUUCACAGAUCCUGGAGAAGAGUUACCUAGUGUAUCUCAUUCUGCUGAAGAUCAGCGUAUCGAAGCGUUGUACGUGAUAGGGGCCUUACUACUUUCAGCUCGCGAGAACAUUCGUGCAAAUUACCAUGAGUCCUCCGUAUACUACAUGAAAUAACACUGACCAAGGAAGAUACCGCAACAAU
Serpula lacrymans var. lacrymans S7.9 is the source of this 2051-nucleotide messenger RNA. RefSeq lists its product as uncharacterized. Gene Ontology annotation, cellular component: nucleus; cytoplasm. The record is from RefSeq and is a predicted model, not a curated record. The transcript has 9 exons. Gene Ontology annotation, biological process: circadian regulation of gene expression; entrainment of circadian clock by photoperiod. Gene Ontology annotation, molecular function: DNA binding; FAD binding. Lineage: Eukaryota; Fungi; Basidiomycota; Agaricomycetes; Boletales; Serpulaceae. The coding region runs from base 32 to 1789 and encodes 585 amino acids.